AUGCAGUUUUCCACAGCUCACGGCGAUGUGAGCUCCGUCCUGGCCACGCUGGUGAAAACUGACGCCGCGCAGCCAUAUCUGAGGCGUCCACGCGUCGUCGCCCGGCCAGGCAGACUCGCCUCGGAGCAGGUUUUCGACGAGGGCCAACUUGUUGGAGGUUCUCAUGGUAUACCAACAAAGCGCGCAAAAGGCGCAUCCCCGGUCUGCGGACGCCUUGAGCGUUCCGAUGUCGGGUUGGAAUGGGACGUCCUGUUCGACCAGUCCAUCGAUGGAAAGGAGGCUGCAGCGGUCACAUAG
Messenger RNA from Parascedosporium putredinis, 297 nucleotides. NCBI's taxonomy places the organism in Eukaryota, Fungi, Ascomycota, Sordariomycetes, Microascales, Microascaceae. The record is from the annotation of a GenBank genome assembly.